Coffea arabica (coffee) is the source of this 393-nucleotide messenger RNA. Its product is annotated as ethylene-responsive transcription factor ERF098-like. Gene Ontology annotation, biological process: regulation of DNA-templated transcription; ethylene-activated signaling pathway. Gene Ontology annotation, molecular function: DNA binding; DNA-binding transcription factor activity. The record is from RefSeq and is a predicted model, not a curated record. NCBI's taxonomy places the organism in Eukaryota, Viridiplantae, Streptophyta, Magnoliopsida, Gentianales, Rubiaceae.
AUGGCUGAUCAACGUGGUGGAAAUAAAUCCAAAGACGACAAGGAAGGAGAAGUGAGAUUCAGAGGGGUGAGAAAGCGGCCGUGGGGGAAGUAUGCGGCGGAAAUUCGCGAUAUGAAUAACAACGGAGCGCGGUUGUGGCUGGGGACAUUUGCCACCGCGGAGGAGGCCGCGAGGGCCUAUGAUCGAGCUGCUUUUGCAACGAGGGGUUCUUUGGCGGUUCUGAACUUCCCCGAGGAGUACCCUUCUUCUUCCUCAUUGCCUUCAUCAUCAUCAUCAUCAUCAUCACACGUGAACCCCAAUGUUGGCAGAGAAGUGAUUGAGUUCGAGUACUUGGAUGAUAAGGUGUUGGAAGACCUUCUGCAGGUUGAAGAAAAUAAGACCACCAAGAAAUAA